Messenger RNA from Procambarus clarkii (red swamp crayfish), 1014 nucleotides. The record is from RefSeq and is a predicted model, not a curated record. NCBI's taxonomy places the organism in Eukaryota, Metazoa, Arthropoda, Malacostraca, Decapoda, Cambaridae.
AUGACGUGUCUCCCAACAUCAGUCUUGCCUGACCCUCAACACUACCGCUGCACCAAGACGUGUCUCCCAACAUCAGUCUUGCCUGACCCUCAACACUACCGCUGCACCAAGACGUGUCUCCCAACAUCAGUCUUGCCUGACCCUCAACACUACCGCUGCACCAUGACGUGUCUCCCAACAUCAGUCUUGCCUGACCCUCAACACUACCGCUGCACCAUGACGUGUCUCCCAACAUCAGUCUUGCCUGACCCUCAACACUACCGCUGCACCACGACGUGUCUCCCAACAUCAGUCUUGCCUGACCCUCAACACUACCGCUGCACCACGACGUGUCUCCCAACAUCAGUCUUGCCUGACCCUCAACACUACCGCUGCACCAUGACGUGUCUCCCAACAUCAGUCUUGCCUGACCCUCAACACUACCGCUGCACCACGACGUGUCUCCCAACAUCAGUCUUGCCUGACCCUCAACACUACCGCUGCACCAAGACGUGUCUCCCAACAUCAGUCUUGCCUGACCCUCAACACUACCGCUGCACCACGACGUGUCUCCCAACAUCAGUCUUGCCUGACCCUCAACACUACCGCUGCACCAAGACGUGUCUCCCAACAUCAGUCUUGCCUGACCCUCAACACUACCGCUGCACCAAGACGUGUCUCCCAACAUCAGUCUUGCCUGACCCUCAACACUACCGCUGCACCACGACGUGUCUCCCAACAUCAGUCUUGCCUGACCCUCAACACUACCGCUGCACCAAGACGUGUCUCCCAACAUCAGUCUUGCCUGACCCUCAACACUACCGCUGCACCAAGACGUGUCUCCCAACAUCAGUCUUGCCUGACCCUCAACACUACCGCUGCACCACGACGUGUCUCCCAACAUCAGUCUUGCCUGACCCUCAACACUACCGCUGCACCAAGACUGACCACCAAGUGCUCACAUCAAGUGUAACUACCAAUAUUACCACUAGUGAUACCACGGACGUCAGACCUCUUAAUAUUAUGCAGCUCUAG